Messenger RNA from Fonsecaea nubica, 1413 nucleotides. RefSeq lists its product as hypothetical. Gene Ontology annotation, cellular component: membrane. The record is from RefSeq and is a predicted model, not a curated record. NCBI's taxonomy places the organism in Eukaryota, Fungi, Ascomycota, Eurotiomycetes, Chaetothyriales, Herpotrichiellaceae. Bases 1 to 1413 code for a protein of 470 amino acids. The transcript is spliced from 2 exons. Gene Ontology annotation, biological process: transmembrane transport; monoatomic cation transport. Gene Ontology annotation, molecular function: monoatomic cation transmembrane transporter activity.
AUGGUCGGCAAACGAACUCUUAAUACAACUAAGAACAAACCAGAUGACCAUCGGAGAAAGGCGGACCUGGAAUGUGGCCACAAUAAUAGACGUUUCUCUGGUUUCAAAGAUGCUGUCGAUUAUGUUUUGGAUCGCCGAACCACAGCUGUCUUGAAGGAGCAGUUGCGGGAAGGUGUAGAUAGAGGGGCGUUCGAGAAGGCCAGAAAAAGUGACGACGAGUUGAAAAGAAUCAAAAACAAAAAGGUCCGCAAAUUCUACGAAAAACAAAACGCUACCUUGAAUGACUGGGCCGAGGUGGACACGAUAGUGCUCGCGAUGGCUGACGAGGUCAUGGAGAGCAUGAACACCGACGCCGAUCACGACGGGAUCCGAGAGAGGGAAGGCAGACUGCAGCAUGUCGAGGAGCAUAUCGACUACCUUUUGCCGGAUGACGUGCGGAAGAGAAGACAAAAGGCAGAUCGAAACGCCCGGUGGGCUAUCAACAUUAAUGUCAUCGCCAACAUUAUUCUCCUCGUUGCCAAAGGCAUAGCUGCGCUCAAGUCCUCAUCUCUGUCGUUGAUUGCCUCCCUCGUUGACUCGGCCCUGGACCUGCUGUGCACAGCCAUUGUAUGGACGACAAACAAACUGGUGUCUUGGAGGUUGUCAGCACUUACGAGGAAGUUCCCGGUCGGUCGGCGGAGGCUGGAGCCCAUUGGCAUCCUGGUAUUUUCCAUCAUCAUGGUUAUCUCGUUCCUUCAAAUUCUGCAAGAGUCUGUUGAGAAAUUGCUCCCACAUGGUAACCACGACAUUGCCACAUUACCCGCACUGGCGAUCGCUUCUAUGGCGGGGACCAUUGGGAUCAAAGGCCUGAUCGGUCUGGGAUGUAUGAGGAUCAAGACCACCCAGGUGCAGGCGCUGGCACAGGAUUGUAAGACAGAUGUGUAUUUUAAUACGCUCUCGUUGCUCUUCCCUUUGAUCGGCAAACAGGCGGGCAUCUGGUGGUUGGAUCCGCUCGGUGCAGCACUGCUUUCCUUGUACAUCAUUUACGACUGGGCAGACACUUGCGUCGAAAAUGUCAGCAGACUUUGUGGCCUUACAGUGGACGAGACGCUGCAGAAGAAGUUGAUCUAUCUGGCCUACCGCUUCAGGAACGUGGUGUCCGGAUUCAAGUCGGUGAUUGCGUACCACGCUGGAGAUGGCGUGUGGGCAGAGUUCGAUAUUUUGUUGGACGAGAGCACACCAUUGAGGCGCACGCACGACAUCGCCGAGACUUUGCAGUACUGUUGUGAGGCGCUGACUGAGGUUGAUAGAGCGUUUGUGACCACAGACUGUAAGUGUUCCAUAAGAUUAGGUCUACCCAUGGCUGACAGAGACCAGAUUCUGCGCAAAACCCUGGUGGACAUUCUCAGGAUUUGGUAUAACUCGGACAAAUAG